AAAGAAAAGGGUCCAAUCUAUCAAUUUCAGAACAAGAGAGAAAAGUCUAAAUUGUAGAAUGUUCUCCUGUGAAAUCAUCGACCAUUUCUCCCCUCCUUCAAACUUGCAGACCGACGACCCUCACUCGUUUCCUCGUUCGUUCCGAUGACACCCAAAAAAUUGCGAAAAAGACGACCAACUUGCCCUAAAAAAAUCCUCAAACUCCCUUUUCUAUUUCCAUUAUAAAUAACUUUUAAAAAAAAAAAAAACAAUAAUUGCGAAUCUUUCGGUUGAAGGUAGAGAUCCUUCGCAUCGGGAGGAUCGAAAAUGGGGGUUUUGAACCGGAGGCUUGGUCAAUUUCUCCGAUCAAAUUCCUUCCUUUUCCUCCUCUCGUCCGCGCUCGUCCUCGGAUCCGUCGCCUUCGCCUUCUCUCGGAUAGCCUUCUCGCCGUUUCGCAGCCCGGUCGCGUCGCCGGCGGCGGCGGAGGGGUGUCGGCCUGAUGGAGAGGGAUCCUGGGCCGUUGGAGUCUUCUAUGGGGAUUCACCGCUCUCUUUGAAACCAAUCGAAGAUUGGAAUGAGUGGAGAAAUGCGAGCGAGGCAUGGCCGGUGGCGAAUCCGGUGUUGACCUGCGCGACGCCGACGAACGCGGGGUUUCCGAGCAAUUUCGUGGCCGAUCCCUUUCUCUUUAGUAAGGAUGGUGCUCUUUAUUUGUUUUUUGAAACAAAGAACUCUAUCACACUGCAAGGGGAUAUUGGUGUUGCUGUAAGCAAGGACGACGGUGCAACUUGGCAGCACCUGGGCAUUGCUUUAGAUGAGAAGUGGCAUCUUUCUUAUCCCUUUGUAUUCAGUUAUCAGGAUCAGAUAUAUAUGAUGCCUGAAGGCAACCAGAAAGGUGAACUCCGUCUCUAUCGGGCAUUGCAGUUUCCCUUGAAAUGGGAAUUGGAGAAGGUCCUUUUGAACAAACCUCUUAUUGAUUCAUUUAUUGUGGAGUACAAUGGCUACCAUUGGCUGUUUGGGUCAGAUUUCAGUUCUUUUGGUGCAAAAAAGAAUGGGGAGCUUGAAAUCUGGUACAGUGACUCUCCACUUGGACCUUGGAAGCCACACAAGCAGAACCCAGUACAUAACACAGACAAGAGCUUUGGUGCUCGAAAUGGAGGACGCCCUUUCAUCUACAAAGGGGAUCUCUACCGACCAGGACAAGACUGUGGUGAGACAUAUGGACGCCGAGUGCGUCUAUUCAAAGUGAUGGUCCUCACUACUGAUAAAUAUGAAGAGGUCGAAGUUCCACUUGGGAUCGAAGAGCCUAAAAAGGGGAGAAAUAUUUGGAAUGGUGCUCGCUACCAUCAUCUUGAUGCUCAACUGCUUCCAUCGGGCAAAUGGGUUGCUGUGAUUGAUGGAGAUAGAGUCCCCUCAGGUGAUUCUUCUCGAAGGCUUGUUUUGGGCUAUACGGCAUUUGGAGCUGCCAUCGCAUUGGUCAUACUAACAGGAGCACUGCUGAAUGUCAUUAUUUGCUUUCCACACACGAGCUGGUGCCUUCCAACCUCUGGAAAACGAAGUGAUGCCACUCAGAGUGAGGAAAAAUGGGACCAUCUCUAUUCUAAGCUGAAAUGGGUUUUAGCGCAUUUGAACAGGCUAGCUUCUCCUUUCCAAGGAAGGAUAAAAAUCAAUACAUGGAUUGGUCGUUUCGUCCUAGCUUUCAUAUUCCUAAUUGGAGUUGCAUUAACAUGCAUGGGGACUCAUUAUGUAUAUGGAGGAAAUGGAGCAGAAGAGGCUUAUCCAGUGCAGGAACACUAUUCACAGUUCACCAUGCUAACUAUGACAUAUGAUGCUCGGCUCUGGAAUCUGAAAAUGUAUGUGAAGCAUUACUCAAGGUGCUCUUCAGUAAGGGAGAUUGUGGUGGUAUGGAACAAAGGCCAGCCUCCAAGCCUAAGUGAUUUUGACUCAGCAGUUCCUGUAAGAAUCAGAGUGGAAGAUAAGAAUUCUUUGAAUAAUAGGUUCAAGCCUGAUGAACUGAUAAAGACACGUGCAGUUCUUGAGCUCGAUGAUGAUAUCAUGAUGACAUGUGAUGAUGUGGAGAGAGGCUUUAAGGUGUGGCGGGAUCAUCCUGACAGAAUUGUGGGAUUCUAUCCACGGCUUGCUGAGGGGAAACCUCUCCAAUAUCGAGAUGAGAGUUAUUCUCGAAAACUGAAAGGGUACAAUAUGAUACUAACCGGAGCUGCUUUUGUUGAUAAAGGAUUGGCGUUUGAGAGGUAUUGGAGCAAGGAAGCAGCCAAGGGAAGGGAGUUAGUGGACAAAUUCUUCAAUUGUGAAGAUGUGCUUCUUAAUUUCUUGUACUCAAAUGCUAGUUCGUCGAGUAAAGCUGUGGAGUAUGUGACGCCUUCUUGGGUUAUUGACACAUCAAAGUUAUCGGGAGUUGCGAUCAGUAGGAACACUAGGGCGCAUUAUCAUGUGAGGAGCAAAUGCAUUGCGAAGUUUACAAAGUUGUACGGGAAUCUCGCGGCACAUAGAUGGGGAUUUAAUAGCAGGGGAGAUGGUUGGGAUGUAUAGAAGUAUGUGGGAAGUUCACUUUCAUUUUGGUUGAACAACAUUCAUUUUCCCCUUUUCAUCUUAUUUCUUUAGACUGAUCUUCUAGAACUGUAAUUUAUUUCUCUUUAGUUUGGUUGGCAAAUGUAGAUGGCUGUAAAAAUUUGUUGUCGGAUCGGAGGUGCUUAGAGAAAAAUUAAUGUAUUUGCAACUGAUUUAAAAUCUCUCGAUAUUAUAUCAAUCAAUUUUGUACAGUUAACCUUA
Asparagus officinalis (garden asparagus) is the source of this 2766-nucleotide messenger RNA. Its product is annotated as glycosyltransferase family protein 64 protein C5. NCBI's taxonomy places the organism in Eukaryota, Viridiplantae, Streptophyta, Magnoliopsida, Asparagales, Asparagaceae. Gene Ontology annotation, molecular function: glycosyltransferase activity. The record is from RefSeq and is a predicted model, not a curated record. The coding region runs from base 307 to 2526 and encodes 739 amino acids. Gene Ontology annotation, cellular component: membrane. The transcript is spliced from 4 exons.